This is a messenger RNA of Aphidius gifuensis, 2496 nucleotides long. It is a transcript of the gene Galk, whose product is annotated as N-acetylgalactosamine kinase-like. Lineage: Eukaryota; Metazoa; Arthropoda; Insecta; Hymenoptera; Braconidae. Gene Ontology annotation, cellular component: cytoplasm; cytosol. The coding region runs from base 323 to 1759 and encodes 478 amino acids. Gene Ontology annotation, biological process: galactose metabolic process; carbohydrate phosphorylation. Gene Ontology annotation, molecular function: galactokinase activity; ATP binding. The record is from RefSeq and is a predicted model, not a curated record. The transcript is spliced from 9 exons.
CUGUUGAAGUUAAUCGUACACAAAGAUUGCGUAAUCUCCUUAACACAUUUAUUUAAAUAUUAAACCAGUUGUCACUGGUAAAUGGAGAAAGACAAGCCGGCCCCAACAAUCUUCUCAUAUAAUAAUAAAAACAAAAGAAACAUCAGCUGAUCAUCAGUCUUGUUCGUGGCUUUCUGAUGACAGUUCUGCUAAAGUUGACACUCGCAAAUAAUAACAAACAAUACAUACGUCAAUUUGAUAAGCAUUGUUAUCAAUUAAAGUUUCUCUAUUUCCAUUUGUCUGACGAAUCUAUUACACAAAUAACCACUUUUUAAUAACAAAAAUGACUGAUAUAAAAGUUGAUCAAUAUUUACCAAUAUAUAACAAAAACAAUAAUUUUGUUCCAAUUUUGAAGCCAAAUGAUUUCAUGAAUCAACGUUUGAAAAAAAUUUCGAAUUUCUAUGAAAUGGAGUAUAAAAAAAAGCCAAAUUUUUUCGUUCGUGUACCUGGACGUGUAAAUUUAAUUGGAGAACAUAUUGAUUAUUCUGGUUAUCCAGUUUGUCCAAUGGCAAUUGAACAUGAUAUACUAAUUGCAGUUGGUAACGAUGUAUCUUGUGGGAUUCAUGUAACAAAUAUUGAUGAAAAAUAUUCAAAAUUUUAUGGAUAUUCAUUGAGCAAAAGCAGAGAAGAAAUUGAAUCAGAAAAAAUACCCCAUUGGUGGAAAUAUUUUCUUUGUGGUGUUGUUGGUGGUCUAUUGGAAGUUUCAAACUUAUCAAAAGAAAUUAAUAAAUCAUUAGCAGCUGUUGUUUGGGGUACAAUACCACCAGCAGCUGGAUUAUCAAGUUCCAGUGCUUUAGUUUCAUCUGGAGUUCUUGCUGCAACUGUAUCACACGAGCUCUGGAUGCCAAGAGAUGUGUUGGUUGAACGAAGUGCCAAGAGUGAACGACUCAUUGGAACUGAGGGUGGAGCUAUGGAUCAUGCAAUAGCCUUUUUAGGAAAAGAAGGUACUGCUGAAUUAAUAGAAUUUAAUCCUUUAAGAACAACUGAUGUUAAACUUCCCCAUGAUUCUGUAUUUAUUAUUAUUGACACAAUUGAAAGACACAAUAAAGCACAAUGUAAUAACUACAAUAAUCGUGUUACUGAGUGUAAACUUGCUGCUAAAAUUAUUGCAGUUAAAUAUGAUAAACCAUGGAAUAAUAUUAAUACUCUUUAUGACAUACAAAAACAACUUGACAAAGAUCUCAAACAAAUGUCGAAAAUUGCUGCAAGCAGUCUUAAAACUUAUGACAUCAAUGAGAUUUGUGAUGUUAUGAAAGUUACAGUACAAAAAUUACAAGAUUCAUCAGUUAAAGUUGAACAAAAUGAUAAACGUUUAUUUGCUGUUGGUCAAAGAGCUCAACACGUUUUUGAUGAGGCAUUGAGAGUAAUGGAAUUUCAGAAUGUUUGCAUGGAUAAAGAAUGCAAUAAUCAGAUAAAUCAAUUGGGUGAAUUGAUGAAUCAAAGUCACAAAAGCCUUAAAAAUCUAUUUGAUUGUAGUACAGAAAGAAUUGAUAGGGUCGUUGAUCUUGCAAUUGAUUGUGGUGCAGCUGGUGCCAGAUUGACCGGUGCUGGAUGGGGUGGAUGUGUUAUUGCAUUAACAACAAAAGAUAAAUUACAUAAUUUUUUAUUUGAUAUAAAAAAUAAAUUAAAAGUCGAAUUUAAUUUAAAUGAUGAUUAUAAUAUGGAUACAUUGGUAUUUCCAACUCAACCAGGAAUGGGUGCAUCAAUUUAUUUAAAUUAAUAAUUAUAAUUAAAAAUUUGUAUAUUAAUUGUUUUUAAAUAUUAUAAAUAAAUAAAUAUAUUUUACUCAUUAUUAAUUGAGUCAUUUAGAAGAAUAGAUAAAAGUUUUAAAUUGUUUUAAUAUUUUUCAUGAGAAAAUUUAUUAAUUUAGAUUGAUGUUUUAAGUAAGGCUUCUUGAUGAAUAAUUAUUAUUUUAAUUUAUUGGAGGUUUUGAUAUUAAUUACUGGGUUAAAGUUGCUAAUUAAAUACAUGUAUUAAGAAAUUUAUAAAGUUUGUUAUAUAAAGUUUAUUUAAAAAUAAUAUGCAUGAGUAUUUUGUGAAUAUCAAAUGUUUUUCCAUUAUGUAUAUAUACUUGUGAUGUAUAUAAAAUAAACUUCAUUACAAAAGUUAUAAUCCGUCUUUGUGACGGAAAUCCCUUGUGGUGUUACACAAGAUGUUAUACAUUAACUUUGGCCAAGGCAUAUUUUUUAAUUCGAAAUUGUUUGGAGCCGUUUUAUUUAUUUUUUUUUUUUUGUAUUUUUGAUUCAAAAUUAUCAUUUUUUUUUUUUUAAACAUUUCGUGGAUGUUUCUUUUUUUAUUUCAAAGUUUAUUUUUAUUGCCACUGUCACUUUGAAAGUUUUUGUACAAACACGACGGGUGUUCAGCAUACUGAUUCUUUUUUUUUAUGGUUUUUUUUCUUUAUCGUUGUUCUUUGUUUAUAUUUUAUUAUACAAAAAGUAAAUUAAAUUUUUUUGGAAA